UUCAACCAAGGAGGAAAAAAAAAUGAAGAAAAGCAUGUUUUCAAACCAUGUUUCAAGAAGAGACCUUUUUCUGUAUGGUGGACACAAAAGUCAGAAGAAUGAUAAGUCCAGCUUCCAGCAGAUCUCCACUCAGUCACAAGAAUUUUCACAGGGACUGGAGGGAUUCAACUUGAGCAAUGGUUCAUCUGAGCAGUUGUCCCAAGGAAGGAAAAUGUUUGACAGUUACAACACACCACAGAGUAGCAGUAACAAGAACCUGGCCUCUCUGAUGAAGCCUAUCUCCAGUGUGUCUUCAGCCCCAGGGCGCCCAAAGUUCCAACAGCAAUACCAGAACAACAGACUCAAAGCAAAGGAAAAUGAAGACAGAGAGCUGAUGCAGGCAAUAUCGCACACUGUUAGAGAAUGCUCAGAAGAGGUUCAAAAUGCCAUGAAAGUCAUACCAGAACACUUGGGAGAACACAUGCAAAUGUUUGGAGAUUCCUUAACAAAACUGAUCAAUGACAAUCUGCAAGAGCAGUUUGAAAAUAUCAUCCUGACUUUUCAAGAUCAAAAAGAUGCUAGGCAGCAGAUUGGUGAAAUGAAAGGAAUCAUAGAAGAGAAACAAGCACAGAUAGAUGACCUCCAGAAACAGUUGGAUCACCAUCAGAAAGCCGGGUGUCAGCAGUCAGUGGAGAAAGUGACCGAUGUCAUUCACAAGAGCCGGGAUCACGUGGACAGACAGCUCCUGACUCUGAUAGACAGCAACCAGGCCAUCACAGAGAACCAGCACAGGAUACUACAGGGGCAGGAGAACCAGCUGAAUGUCGGGAACCAGAAUCACAGCCAACUACAACAGAGACUGGAUAACAUGCCAACGAACAUCGGGAAAAACAGCAGUUUUGCAGAAGAAAUAAAAUGUAUAAGAAGAGAAUUAGAAAUCCAGAAGAUGGAGGCUCUAGAAUUCUUUCAAGAUUUGUUCACGAAGAGCAGUGAUGAGCAGACCAGAGACAUUAGCAAACAAAUAGAGAGUGAAGUAAGCCGAUCCACCAAAACCAUCUGUAAUACCUCUAACAGUGUGGCCAACAUCCAGAGAGAUUUCCUUCAUGAUACAAUGAAAGAGCAGCAAGAAGAGCUGAAGGCCUUCCUGAAAUCUGAACUACAGAGGGCACACAGAAACCAGUCCAGCAGGGAAUCUGUGGACUCCUUCCAUGCAAAGCACAGAGAUUACACAGAGACCUAUAAUGAUAGGAAAUGUAGAUCUCCUGCCCCAGUACAAACCGGGAGAGAGCCAGUUGGUUUUGUUCAGAAAGAGAGCAAAGAAAUCAGACAGCAGGACCCUCAACAAAUUCAGUUUUAUGACAAUCCACACAAAGAAACCAGUUCUGUGUUCAAGUCUGAAAGGAAACAAAAGUCUACCCAACACGAUUUUAUGUCUCCUGACACAAACGGAAAUCAUAGUCAAAGCAAAGCGUUUUUCCAAAGACCAAACCCAUCUCCUGUUGCCACAGUUCUACCACAGCCCCAGGAGAAAGGCCAGUCCCAGGGGAGGGGCCAGUCCAGAAUUGGGAAGGAAUCCCAGGAAAACUACCAGGCAGGGGACAGAGGUCAAAUGACUCAAGGAAGAGCAGACAGGAAAAAUGACAAGUUUAGAAACAUGGCACCCAAAAGGAGAUCGCAGAGGAUUGCAGAAUUUUCACAAAAUUCGGAAAGCAGUUCAGAAAACAUCCCUGUCAACAGUAUUCCUGUAUAUGCCUCUCAGAACUGUUUUGAUAGUCAACAAUUGUCAUGUUCUUCAAAUGAAUCACAAGAUGACAUUAUUUCAUCUUAUGCCAAGAAACCACGAUAUAAUACACAGAACCAUGAAUGUCACACUAGCUUGUCAAAGAAUUUUGCUCUUUCUGCUGAUGGUCACCUUCCAAGGCAACAUACUUAUAACUAUGGAACAGUGAGACCAAAUGUCAGAACUCCAUUAAAGAAGUUUGGUAAAGAUGCUGAUGUUUUCCAAUUUUCUGAAGAAAAUUCAAACUUUCCUAAAACUGGACUUGGAAAUCCCAUCUCUAGAAUGAAUAAAAGAGAAAAACUGGUGGAAAAUGAUACAGAAGUGUCUGAAGAGAGCAGAGACUCCUCCCCUUCAGUGUCCAUCACUAAAAUCAUGAUCAAAAGGAAAUCUCGCCGAGAUUCACCCGCCUCGUCCGUCUUCAGCAACUUCAGGACAUACUCCCAUUCCAAGGCCAAACCUAUCACUUCUACUCCAGGAUACCAGCCAUCUGAAAGUGGAUGGAAAGUGAACAGAGGGGACAUUCUGACUAAGAGACAGGAGAGUUAUAAGAGGAACCUGAUGCAGGUCGAUGAUGAUCUACUAGAGUUGUCCCAUAGGAUCCAGAACCAGCUCAAAAGGAGGUGAUUGAAAUACUGGAGUGGUCCCAUAGAAUACAGAAAUACUCGAAAGGAAUACAGUCCCAAGUUCGGAAAUCAGCUCAAAAGAGAUGAUGAAAUAUACACGUACUGACAAUAUGUUAGUUUUACCUUGAAAUACAUGAAUUUAUUGAAAAGUUUAUAUUGUUAAAACAGACUACACGGAAAAUGAAAAAAAUUGUUUGUGUGAUUGUGUGUGUGUGUUACUUUUUUUACUUCCAUAUAUAAAUAACACGGAACUGUGAUAUUCAAUUGAAUUUCAUACAGUUUUUUUUUCUCAAGGAGAGCUUAAGCAUCUUCAUAUGUUACAGGACUAAAAGACAUGUACAUGUGUGAGCCAUAUGUAUAUCUAGAACGAUGCAAUGUGUGUGCAAUACUCCUCUGUAUUAAUUUGAUCAAUUUUCAUUAUUACUUUGUUGUUAUUUUUUUUUAACAAUGGUGGAUCCAUGAUCAUCAAAGCUGAUGCCUGUGAUAUUGUUUUAUGACGUGUAAACAAUGUGUUGGAACUGUGAUAGUUUUAAAAACAUGCCAAGUACAUGAUGGUUUUCUUGUUUUGAUUCAUGUAAAUACAAGGUGACGAAAAAGAUGUUAAUUUUCUUUGUUAUAUUAUUGUUUUGAUUGUAUUCCAUUAAAAGUUACUGU
Molecule: messenger RNA, 3036 nt
Organism: Saccostrea cuccullata (small rock oyster)
Lineage: Eukaryota; Metazoa; Mollusca; Bivalvia; Ostreida; Ostreidae
Exons: 11
Coding region: 23-2383 (786 amino acids)
Source: RefSeq, a predicted model, not a curated record